AUGGACUCUGGCCUGCAGAGACUCGAGGCACUGGCCAAGCUGGCCAUGCACAACAUCACCCAUGUCCCCGUAGGGGGCAGCGGCAAGAUUGUGCUGGCCACGGCCGACGCCGUCGUCCAGAACUGGAAGCUCAGCCUGCCCAUGUCGAUUGCGCUGCUCUUGCUGUCCACCUACAUCAUCACGUCGCUGCAGUCGGUCAUUGCACUGCGCAGCAGCAAAGACGGGCGCGAACCGCCCAUCAAGCCGUACUGGAUUCCGUAUCUGGGCGACUGGUUCGGGUUUCUGACGGCGAGACGGGGGCUGGUGGAGGGUAUCGUGGCCAAAUAUGGCGACUCGACGCCAGUCACCAUCAAGCUCGGGCCGGCAAAGGCCUACUUGAUGCUGCAGCCCGAGACGUUCGCCCCUCUGUUGAAGGCGACGCGGAGCUGCACCAACAAAGCCUUUGCGGUUCUUGUCAUGAGUCAGAUGUUUGGCACCAAGAAGAAUGCCAUCCACAUCUACAAAAACGACAACAGCGGCAUCGGCUCCGUCCCCUUGCCCGGCACCAACGUGCCCCCCAACCUGCGCGUGUGGUACCACCAACACAGAACCGCAUCCCGCUUCAUGCAGGGCGAGAGUCUAAAACUGAUCGGCGAGCGGGUCAUGAAGAACCUGUCCGAGGAACUCGCCAAAGUCGACCCCUCAGACCCAGUCGACUCAGGCGAAUGGGUGACGCUGCCAGACUUCUACAAAUGGUGGACGCGAAAACUCUUCGCAGCCGCCAUCAGCGCCAUCUGCGGGCCUUACCUGGUCAGCCUGAACCCGGGCUUUGUCGACGACUUCUGGACCUACUUGGACGAGUGGCCGACCAUUUCCAAGUUCUACCCGCGCUUCAUCGCGCCCAAGGCCUACGGCGCCCGCGAGAGGAUUCUGGAUGCCAUCAAGCGCUGGCAUGCUCAUGCCAAGGAGCACUCGGAUUACCGGCUUAACGGGCCUAAUGAUCCUUAUUGGGAUGAUUACUGGGGCAGUUCAUGGUUGAAGGUUCGGUAUGCCUGGGGCGUUGACACGGGGGCUAUGGAUGAUGAUGCCCUUGCCAGCGAGGACCUGGCUCUGUUCACUGCCGCCAGCGCCAACGCCCUCCCAAUGGCCUUCUGGAACCUGAUCGAGAUCUACAACGACCCCUCCCUCCUCGUGCGCGUGCAAGAAGAACUCGCAAAAAGCAUCAUCACCCCUCCCUCUUCCUCCCUCUCCCUCUCCUCCCCUUCUUCCAAUGAAGAACCCCAACUGCCCCUCCAAUUCGACAUCGCCACCGUAACCUCCAACCCCCUCCUCCAAUCCGUCUACGCCGAAGUCCUCCGCAUGCGCGUCGCCCUCUUCCACAACCGCUCCCCCACCCUAGGCGACUACAAACUCGGCCCCUUCACCCUGAAAAAAGGCGGUCUCGUAACCGUCCCCACCCCGGUCGCCUCCUUCCACGAAGGCGUCUGGGGUCCCGAACGCACCGAUCACGGGCGGCGACCGCUAACUCAAUUCUGGGCUGAGCGCUUUCUAGUUCCAGACCUUGACUCCGAUCCCUCGGGACAUGGAAAGAAGGUCAAGUUUUCAACUGAGGGUCUUGAGGGGGGUUGGAUGCCGUAUGGUGGGGGGAGUCUGAUGUGUCCCGGCCGGCAUCUGGCCAAGCAGGAGAUGAUGGGGAGUGUGGCGGUUUUCGCGGCGUAUUUUGAUAUGCAGGUGUUGAAUGGCGUGCCGAGGAUGGAUGAUCGGUUUUUUGGGCUCGGUGCGCAGCCGCCGGGGGAGCCGGUGCCGGUGAGGAUUCGGAGGAAAUUGGGCGCUGUUGGUAACAUGAACGGGAAGCUGAGUGGUGGUGUUAAAGUGGAGCAGAGGCCGAGGGGUGGGAGUGGGUCGAGGAAGAGGAAUGCUUUCUUCUCGGAUGGGAGGGACUGA
Messenger RNA from Canariomyces notabilis, 1923 nucleotides. RefSeq names its product cytochrome P450. The transcript has 4 exons. NCBI's taxonomy places the organism in Eukaryota, Fungi, Ascomycota, Sordariomycetes, Sordariales, Chaetomiaceae. The record is from RefSeq and is a predicted model, not a curated record. The coding region runs from base 1 to 1923 and encodes 640 amino acids. Gene Ontology annotation, molecular function: heme binding; steroid hydroxylase activity; iron ion binding.